UUGCUACAAGAAAUAAUGUUUCAUUACCAAAAUAUAGUUAAAAUAUGUUAUUCAUUUGUGCUUUUACAUGGAAUCACCUUUAAAAACAUUCUCAAAUGGUAUUGGGUUCCAUAUGGCAGUCUGUGUUGGUCCGUUGUUUCUUCUGUACACAAGUUUACCUACCCAAUAUGGCGGCGUCGCUGACGUUGUUUUUCUUUUUUUUCUACUUUUAUUGAACAUUAUAAGACGUAUGCAGAACAACAAUAUACUCACAAGUCAUCAAGAAAAUAAGUCAACACACAAGUCAUAAUACCAACAGAAUGUCAGGAUACAUAAAUCAGUAUUUACACAUAGCAAUUUUUCAAGGAGGUGACGUCGCUGACGUUUCAAUGACUGUUAACGCCAUGACGUACGUCAAACUGCUCACACAAGCAUAUUCGUCACUUAAAAAUGGAACAUAAAAAUGGUUUGACUCGGCUUUUUUAUUAUUUUUAACCCCCAACCCUUUGUUUUGUAUACACGUAAUAUUUAAACAGUUUUUGGGUGUUUUAAAGAAGACAAACGAACGUAGAAACUAGAGAUUGAUCAGCUUUCGGGUUUUGUCAGAUUCGUCAACAAAACGUCACUUCCGGUUUGAGCUGGCGGGCUGAAUGAAGGCAAGGAAGACGCGCUUCAACUAAAGCUGAAAUUGUUUUUAAUUUGAAAAUAAGGGUAACGCGUUGGGUACACUUACGUUAUCUUCUUCGGACACAUUUGUGUUUAGCUGUUGUCACUGCGGCUGUCAGUGUUUAUAAAUCAGCCGUUAAUGCUUGCUGGAUAAAAUCCGACAUUUAGUUUCAUAUUUACUCUGGAAAUGGAGCGACCAUCCAGGAAGACAAAGGUUGUGAACUACUGUGAAAACAAAGACUUUGAUGAUGAUGAGGAUUUCGCCUGUUCGAAAGCACCGCCCAGCAAAAAGCCCAGAGAGGAAAUGAGACAUGAACAGAAGAAGUCUUCAGACAGGUCCUCCAGCCAAGAGACAAACCCAAAAUCAGUGCAGAGCGAGAAGAGCAGACCGCUGGAUGAAAUGUUGUAUGAAAGAGACCUUGAAGCAGCCGUCACGCUUUCUUUGCUCAAUAAUUCAGACGGACUAAACCAGUCUCCCUCCACUGAUGUUAAACUUGAAAGCCCAGUCGAUGAAAACACAGAUCCAGCUUCUUUGCUCUUGUCCAACUGCAGUGUGGAUGGAGCAGUUUUAGGCCUCGAUGAAAUCACAUCAGAGACAGGAUCCCUGGCUGCUGCCAGACAUAGAAAGGCCUCGACUAAAGCUCCUGAGGUGCAUAGAAAAAAGGAUGAAGACUACAGACCCAAUUUGACACCAGAUUCAGAGAGUGAUGAAGAUUUCAGUGAGCCUGCCGAGAGUGAGGAUGAGGAGUUUACAGUGAAGAAAGGCAGCAAAGCGAAAAGGAAAGAGAAAGUGACGAAGAAAGACAAAGCCAAGCCAAGUCCUGCUUCCAGAAAAGAAAAGAAACAAUCAAAACCUUCACACUCUAAACCACAUCCGGCAGUUUCCACCCUGGGGAGAAGCCCUCCAGCAGCCAAACUGGCUCCCAGUAGGCCAGCUUCAUUCAGCACAGCUUCCAAUGUGAAGCCUGUGAGCUCUCUGAGCCCAGCAGGGGGCAGAAUACCCAAGUGGAACCCACCAGCUCAGAUUGGUAAAAGUCCUACCUCAUCCCAGAGUCCGACUGUGACGUCUCCCAGUGCCGGUCUGAGGCUGGGACUGUCCCGCCUCGUCCGGGUCAAACCUCUCCACCCGAGCGUAGCUAGUCACUAACAGAUAAUCUGUCGCUGCUUGUGUGUGUGUGUGUGUGUGUGCCAGUGAGUGCUCAUUGUUGUAUAAUUUUAAUCAGAUCCUCAGAUGUAUUAAGGUCUAUGUCAACCCAAACCUGAUGAUUUCAUGAGCAGAUCUUUUACCUUGAGCUCACGGCUGAUUAGCAGUUUAUCGUCUGUCUCAUGUGUGUUUUGUUUUUAAUUGUAACAAGUUCAGAAAUAAUCUUUUCUUUGGUUUGUUUAGAUUUCAUUGUAUCCUUGUUUUUCUUACAUCUUUCUUUUUGAAACCAUUUUCCUCCUCUUUAUAUAAUGCUUGUAUAUUCUGUACAUAAACAUAAAAUAAAGUUCAAAAGCAUUUAUUGCAGAUAUUUCCACACUAAGUCUUGGAUACAACUGCACACAUCAUAAAUACUAACAAGUAAAAUUCCUGCUUUGAAGCUGUUGCAUGUGAGGAAGAGGAUAAAUGUGUUUAAGAGCUUGUACUGAAAAACAAUGAAAAAUAAACUUUUAUUUUGCUGUUAGAGGUCACUGGA
Girardinichthys multiradiatus is the source of this 2321-nucleotide messenger RNA. It is a transcript of the gene rad51ap1, whose product is annotated as RAD51 associated protein 1. Gene Ontology annotation, biological process: double-strand break repair via homologous recombination; interstrand cross-link repair. Lineage: Eukaryota; Metazoa; Chordata; Actinopteri; Cyprinodontiformes; Goodeidae. The record is from RefSeq and is a predicted model, not a curated record. Bases 833 to 1792 code for a protein of 319 amino acids. Gene Ontology annotation, molecular function: double-stranded DNA binding; single-stranded DNA binding. The transcript is spliced from 9 exons.